This is a messenger RNA of Zea mays, 853 nucleotides long. RefSeq lists its product as uncharacterized. Gene Ontology annotation, molecular function: protein binding. The record is from RefSeq and is marked validated. Bases 9 to 704 code for a protein of 231 amino acids. The transcript has a single exon. NCBI's taxonomy places the organism in Eukaryota, Viridiplantae, Streptophyta, Magnoliopsida, Poales, Poaceae.
AGAAGACGAUGCUGCCCCGCUUGCCCAUCCGCCUCGCGCCGCCGCUCGCCGGCGUCCUUCGCGGCAUCUGCGCUACCGCGCUGCCGCAAUCCAAGCCCCCACCUCAACCCCUCUCCCCGUCCGACCUGGACGCGAUCUCCGCGCUCCUCCCGCGCCUCCUCUACGCGGGCCACGUCCCCGCCGCCGGCCGCCUCCUCUCCGCGGCGCUCCUCCUCCCGGGCUCCCAGGACGGCCUCCCCCUCGAUUCCCUCGCCGCGCACCUUGCCUCGCUUCCGACACUCUCCGCUGCCUUCGCGCUCCUCACCGCGCUGCGCCAUCACCCGGCCCGGCCCUCGCCGCUCCUGCUGGCGUCGCCGCUGCUCGGCAGCCUCCUCUCCCUGCGCCGCGCGCGCGACGCCUCCUCCGUGCUGCGCUGGCUCUGCCGCCCGGACUCCCCGCGCCGGCCCGACGCCGCCACCUACGCUGACGCCGUCGAGGGGCUCUGCCGCCUUGAGGACCCCAGGGGCGCGCUGGCUGCGCUCAGGGAGAUGGCAACGGACGGGUUGCAGGCCACGCGGGAGCUGCGGGAGGCGGUGCGGGACGCGAUGCUGCAGGACGCCAGGAUCGAGGAAGCGUGGGCGCUGGAGCAGGCGAUGCGCCAGCCGGAGGAGACAGGGAAGCUGGUGGAGCUGAUUGACAAGCUUCUCUCAGAGUGGGAACCCUGAGCCGUUGCACGGUCACGGAUUGAGCUUUCGGUUUUCAUAGAUAGAUUCUUGAUGGCAAAGUUUUAUGCUCGUGUAUUUUUGCACCGCAAGGAAUUUCGAUCAACUCGGCAAAAAAAACUCGAAAUUGUUGUGAUAUAGGAUGAUUUUGC